Messenger RNA from Oryctolagus cuniculus (rabbit), 4743 nucleotides. RefSeq names its product phospholipid scramblase 3 (gene PLSCR3). The record is from RefSeq and is a predicted model, not a curated record. Gene Ontology annotation, biological process: plasma membrane phospholipid scrambling. Gene Ontology annotation, cellular component: plasma membrane. Lineage: Eukaryota; Metazoa; Chordata; Mammalia; Lagomorpha; Leporidae. Gene Ontology annotation, molecular function: phospholipid scramblase activity.
AGGCCUGGGCCAGGCUGAAGCCAGGAGCCAGGAGCCUCUUCCGGGUCUCCCACGCAGGUGCAGGGGUCCAAGCACUUGAAACAUCUUCCGCUGCUUUCCCAAGUGCAUUAGCAGGGAGCUGGAUCUUAACUGGAGCAGCCAGGACCUGAACCAGUGCCCAUAUAGGAUGCCGGUGCUGCAGGCAGAGGCUAAACCUUCCAUGCCACAGCACUGGCCCCUAUAGCCUACUCUUGACGAGGCAGCCUGAAAGAGGAUUUGUCUUUUAUUUUUAAAUUUUUAGUUAUUAUUUUUUCAAAGGCAGAGAGACACAAAACAAUCUCUCAUCUUCUGGCUGACUUCUCAAAUGCCUACAAUGUCUGAGACCGGGUCAAACUGAAAACCAGGAGCCAGGCACUCAAUCCGGGUCUCCCAGGUUGGGGGCAGGGGCCCUGCUACUGGAGCUGCCAUUCACUGCCUCCCGCGGUGCAAAUUAGCAGGAGGGUUUGAAAUCAGGAGUGGACCCAGGACUCAAGGUAUUUGCAAAAAGUUCCUAAGUCUGCACCUCACCCAAGAUCAUUCAGAUUUGGUUGAUGUGAAGUAGGAUCCAGGCAUUUACGAGUUGGGGGGAGAGAGAGAGCUUCUAUCUGCUAGUUCACUCCCCAGAUGGCCACAGUGACUGGGGAUGGCGCCAGGCCGAAGCCAGGAGCCUAGAGCUUCUUCUGGGUCUCCCAUGUGGGUUCAGGGGCCCAAACACUUGGGCCAUCCUGCUCUGCUUUCCCAGGCCACAGCAGAUUGGAGGAGGAUCAGCCUCUUCUAGUGCCACAAGUAGGUGCUUAGCCUACCAUGCCACAGCCGACCCUUUUAUUUUUUAAAUUAAAAACAUUAUUUUGACCGCAGCAUAGUGGCAGCUGAGCUGAGCUGCUUCCUGCAACACCAGCAUCCCAUAUCAGUGCCAGUGUGAGUCCUGGCGGCUUCAUUUCUGAUCCAGCUCCCCACUAAUGUGCCCGGGCCCCUGCCAUCCAUGUGGGAGACCCAGAUGGUACUUCAGGCUCCUGCUUUCAGCCUGGCCCAGCCCCGGCCAUUUCAGCCAUUUGGGGAGUGAGUCAGCGGAUGUAUGAUCUCUCUUCCUUUUCUUCCCAUCACUCUGCUUUUCAAAUAAACAAAUCUUAUAAAAAGUUAUUCAUGUGUUUAUUUGAGAGGCUCCCAUCCAUUGGUUGAUUCCCCAAAAUGCCCCCAUAGCCAAGCCUAGGCCAGGGCCAAAGCAAGACCUGGGAACUAGUCCAGGUGUUGCUGUGGGUGGCAGGAACCUAGUCACUUGAGCCACGCUGUGGUUUCCCAGGGUGUGCAUUAGCAGGAAGCUGGAGUGCGUAGUCCGAGGCAGGCACGGAACCCAGCACUCUGAUGUGGCACAGGGGCAGCUGAUUCUAGCGAUAAAUGCUUUCAGCCAUGCAGACUGGACGCCCACACAUGCCCUUUAGAUUUUCGUUUGUCACCUCGGAGACACCUUCCUAGUGUGCACCCCGUGCCCACCACUCCUUAAUUCCCUUGUCCUGCUCUGUCUUCAUGGCACUCAACUGAUUUCCCACCUAUUUUUUCCUUAUUUUUCUGUCCCUUCUCCAAUAGAAUGGAAGCCCCAGGAGGUCAGGAAUUUGGUUGUUCUGCACGCCUGCUGCUUCAAAUAUCUGCCAUCUAGUAGUCGUUCACUAAAUCUUUCCCCGGGUGACUCGAUUUCUGCGUGCGUGUUCGUGUGUGUGUGUGUGUGUGCGCGCAUGUGCACACGUAUGUGUGCAUGUGUGUGUGUAUUUUGUUGGAGGCUGACUCAUGGUUUGGGCCAUGCAGAGUCUCAGUGCAUGCUGGCGGAAAGGACAGGCAUUUGGGUCUGGAGUCGCUGAUGACUGAAGUUGUGGGAGGAGCUGGACAGCCUGGGGACAGGGAAGCCAGGGCCAAUCCAGAUGGACAUGGACAUGGACAUGGACAUAGGGGCAGGUGGAGGCCCCCAGAUCUGCUCAUCUUGGGGGUGACACUUCUACUGCCUGGUCACUAGGCAGCCACUUGGGGUCCUCAACUGCUCAUCUCCAACCAAGCUCUAUGUUAGGAUCUAAAUAUCUCUAAAGUUUGCCAGGAGCCUCUGCACACCACUAGCACAGCCAUUCUUUCCCCAGUUUACUGCCAAGAGCCCACCCUGGGCACCCCCAUUUCUCUCCACAGUGUGUGUGUGGGGGGGUCAAUUGUUUAUUUUUUCCAUCGAGCUCCCAUUCUCUGACUCACUCUCCAAAUAUCUGCAAUGGCCACGGAGGCAGAAGCCAGGAGCUGGGAAUUCAACCCAGAUCUCUCACGUGGGUGUCAGGAACCCAACUAAUUAAUUGAGCCAUCACCGCGGCCUCCCAGGGUCUGCAUUAGCAGGAAGCUGGAACCAGAAGUAGCGGCCGGGACUCGAACCCAGGUGUCUUAAGCCCUACACCAAGCGCUGCCCCACAGUAUCCAGAGAAUCCUCUUUCUACAGAACAAAUCCGAUUCUCUUGCUGCAGUUUAAAAUCUCUCGGCUGCCUCCUUGCUGCCCUUGCGCGUGUGUUUGGCCCUCCCUCUCCAAACUCCUCUCUGGCUCCUCUCGGUCUACGCAGACCCCAUAGCCGCAGGACCCAAACAAAGAACUGCUCUCCGCGGGGGAGGCCUUCUCGGAACCCCGAGCUCCCCUCACUCCUACUGACACUGUGGCCGGGGGCGCCCGUGGGGGUCUCCGCUGUGUCAGGGAGACAAGUCGCCCCGGGGAGGGAGAAAAGGGAGCCAGGCACCAGCGCUGGAAGCCAAGGAAUGAGAGCGAAGGGUGUUCGUUCCGCUGCGUCAGCGAGGCCCGAGCCGCCCUUGGGAGGAGGAGCCCAGGCUCCAGCGCGGCGGGACGGCGGGAGCGCACGCGGCCUCGCUCCCGGCCAGGGGCGCCGAGCACCGCGCGCCCGCGGGCCUCCAGGGCACGGCGGGGCCGCGUUCCGGCUGGUCGCGGUCCCUGGCCGCUGUUCCCCGGCAUCUGUAACCGGGACGGAAGGGGCGGGGACGCCGGGGCCGCGGGGCAGAGCUCUGGGUGCAAGGUCCGCGGCCCGGGGCAGGCAAGGGGCCUUCUCCGCGCAGCCGCGCCGCGCGGGCCGGGGGGCGGGGCCCGGCCGGGUCGAGGGGCGGGGUCGGGUCCUGGGCCCGCCUCCAUCAGCUCCUGGGAGCCGCGGAGCGCGCGGCACCCCGACGAUUCUGGGGGCUCCAGGCUACCUGCCCCCCACGGGCUAUGCGCCUUCGCCCCCACCUCCCUACCCUGUGACGGCUGGAUACCCGGAGCCGGCGCUGCACCCUGGGCCCGGGCCGGCACCAGUGCCCGCACAGGUGCCCGCCCCUGCACCCGGCUUCGCUGUGUUCCCUUCGCCGGGCCCGGUGGCCCCGGGGCCUGCUGCCCCCUUCUUGCCAUUGCCCGGGGUGCCUGCUGGCCUCGAAUUCCUGGUACAGAUCGAUCAGAUCUUGAUUCACCAGAAGGCUGAACGAGUGGAAACGUUCCUAGGCUGGGAGACCUGUAACCGGUACGAGCUGCGCUCAGGGGCUGGGCAGCCUCUGGGUCAGGCAGCUGAGGAGAGCAACUGUUGCGCCCGUCUGUGCUGUGGCGCCCGCCGGCCGCUGCGUGUCCGCUUGGCAGACCCUGGGGACAGGGAGGUGCUGCGCCUGAUCCGUCCGCUCCACUGUGGCUGCAGCUGCUGCCCCUGCGGCCUCCAGGAGAUGGAGGUACAGGCUCCACCAGGCACAACCAUCGGCCACGUGCUACAGACCUGGCAUCCCUUCCUCCCCAAGUUCUCCAUCCAGGAUGCGGAUCGCCAGACAGUCUUGCGAGUAGUGGGACCCUGCUGGACCUGUGGCUGUGGCACAGACACCAACUUUGAGGUGAAGACCAAGGACGAGUCCCGCAGCGUGGGCCGCAUCAGCAAGCAGUGGGGGGGGCUGCUCCGAGAGGCGCUCACGGACGCAGACGACUUCGGUCUGCAGUUCCCACUGGAUCUGGACGUGAAGCUAAAGGCUGUGCUGCUGGGAGCCACGUUUCUCAUCGACUACAUGUUCUUCGAGAAGCGAGGAGGCGCGGGGCCCUCUGCCAUCACCAGCUAGAGGCUACCCUAGGGUGAGGGAAGUACCACCUCUACCAGAACUGAAGCCGGUUGCGGGCCCGGCCCCGCCCUCCCGAGCAGCAGCCCCCUUUCUUCCAAGUAUACUGCAGGGGACGGAGAGGCUGGGGUCACGGUGCCCCACCCCGCCCCUGCUCCCUGGCCUCCUCCGCCUGGGGCCCCCACAGCAGGGUGUGUAUGAGAACCCGUCCCUGCCACCCCCGCCCCGGUCUCCCAGCAGCCCCUCAGCACACAAGCUUACUGGCUUUCAAACUUCCCACCCACUCCAAGCCCUCCGAAGGCCUUUGGCACCUGAGACUCUGGGGUUUUACGACAGGGCAUGGCCGAGUAAGGGCAAGCAGCAGCAGACAGCCGACGCGGCCACCCCUCUCCUUCGUCAGCUUUGCCAAUUAGCUCAGCCUCGGACCCUGGCACUUGGAGGGGAUCUCCACCUCCCCCGCCGGCAGGUGUCAGGGCUGGGCCCCAGCGCCAACUUCCUUUCCCCCUUGGGCCCUGCCCAGAGCGGUGCUUCCUGCAGCUUCCUGUGCCUUAUUUAACCACCCCUUCCUUGCCUUGCCCUAGGAAGGAGGCUGCAUCUUUGUAUGUUAUAUUCAUAAACACUUUGUAACUUUUUGGA